AUGUUGCCCAAUUCCUCCCAAUCGAUACUUUCCAAGUUAUGGCUGCUUUCAACAUGUAUCACAUUCCUCGUAUCACACACCACUGCAGCUGGUAUUGCGGUCGACUUUGGAAGUCCUGAUUCAAUCAAAUCAGCUGCUAGCACGGUUGCGUAUGACCUUCUAAGCUUCUAUUCAGGCAACAACACCGGCGACACACCAGGAAAUCUGCCUGAUCCUUACUACUGGUGGGAGGCAGGCGCCUUCUUUGGUGCGUUGAUCAACUACUGGUCAUAUACCGGUGAUGAAUCAUAUAACGAUGUCAUCCUGCAGGCAAUGGUUCAUCAGGCAGGAGUCAAGGGCGACUUCAUGCCCAAGAAUCAAACAUACACAGAGGGAAACGAUGAUCAAUGUUUUUGGGCCCUCAGUGCUAUGAUUGCCGCCGAGCGAAACUUCCCUAGUCCACCCGACACCACACCGGAUUGGCUCGCCAUGGUGCAGGCGGUCUUCAAUGGGCAGGCUCAUCGAUGGCACAGUGCAACUUGCGGGGGUGGUUUAAAAUGGCAAAUCUAUUCUUGGAAUGCUGGGUAUUUCUAUAAAAAUAGCAUUUCAAAUGGCUGCUUCUUCGACAUCUCGUCGAGACUAGCUCGCUACACUGGAAACAAGACAUACGCAGAAUGGGCCACCAAGGCUUGGAACUGGUCACAAGAUAUUGGUCUGGUGGGACCUAAUUACGAAAUCUUCGAUGGCACAACAGAAACCGACAACUGCACCAGUCAUGAUCACAAUCGAUGGACAUACAACGCAGGGGUCUGGCUCCACGGCGCCUCUGUUAUGUAUAAUUGGACAUCGUCGAUCUCUGAGGACACUUCAAAUACAUCCGCGGUCUGGCAAGCUCGCACGGAUGGCCUUCUGAAGGCCACUGAUCACUUCUUCUCCAAAAAGAACAUCAUGUAUGAGCCACUCUGCGAGUUUAUCAACAAGUGCAACGUUGAUCAGUUGAGUUUCAAGGGAUAUCUAAGCAGGUGGCUUGCGGAGGUAACCCAAUAUGCCCCCUACACGUAUGACACCAUAAUGUCAACCAAGCUUCGGCCGACGGCGGAAGCUGCAGUGGCACAGUGUCAGGGUGGUGAUACCGGCACAUUUUGCGGUUUCAGAUGGAGCUCUGGCAAAUAUGACGGCAGAACUGGAGUUGGAGAGCAAAUGGGUGUACUCGAAGUGCUCCAAGGGCUCCUUGCCGCAGACGUCGGCGGUCCUUUGACUUCUUCCACUGGUGGAAGCAGCGUAGGAAACAGUGCUGCAGGCACUGAUGAAGAAGAUACCAGUGCCGACACGCCAACUAAACAUAUUGGUAACGGUGAUAAAGCUGGGGCGGCGAUUCUGACCUUUUGUUUUGUUUCUCUUAUCGGUGGUGCUGUAUAUAUGAUGAUUUCUUGA
Molecule: messenger RNA, 1413 nt
Organism: Penicillium paradoxum
Lineage: Eukaryota; Fungi; Ascomycota; Eurotiomycetes; Eurotiales; Aspergillaceae
Product: glycoside hydrolase family 76 protein
Exons: 3
Coding region: 1-1413 (470 amino acids)
Biological process (GO): fungal-type cell wall biogenesis; carbohydrate catabolic process
Molecular function (GO): mannan endo-1,6-alpha-mannosidase activity
Source: RefSeq, a predicted model, not a curated record